Messenger RNA from Trypanosoma rangeli, 324 nucleotides. Its product is annotated as putative transmembrane protein. The coding region runs from base 1 to 324 and encodes 107 amino acids. The record is from RefSeq and is a predicted model, not a curated record. Gene Ontology annotation, cellular component: membrane. Lineage: Eukaryota; Euglenozoa; Kinetoplastea; Trypanosomatida; Trypanosomatidae. The transcript has a single exon.
AUGGCAAGUCCCUUCCUUGCUGGCGUACUUGCUGUUGGGAUGCCAUUGGGCGGCGUCAUGGGUUACCGAAAGGGGAGUGUGGCAAGCCUGAUUGCGGGUUCACUAAGUGGUGCCUUGAUGGGUGUGUCAACCCUUCUUUUGAUGCAGGACCCCGCGAAAAAAAUGGGAAACCGGCUUGCUGCCACCGUAACGUUUAUUGUCGCCUUUGCCAUGGGGCAGCGCUACUACAAGAGAAGGAAGUUGGCCCCGUUAAUCGUUGCCUCAGUGAAUGCGUUGAGUUUUCUCCUCGUCUUCGGCCCUAAUUCUUUUUCAACUAAAAACUGA